AUGGCUAAAGGUGGUAACUCUCACAGGAACACAUUAAAGAAUGAUCACAAGCCUUUCAAGUCCAAACAUGCGACCAAGAGUCAAUUAAAGAACCAAUAUAAGGGGAAAGUUGAGAAAUCCACAGCAUCAACAAAUUCAAAUACAUCAUCAAAACCUUUAAACAAGCAGGCAAGAAAGAACUUGGCCAAACAAUUAAAGGAUAAUAAGAUUUUAGAGUCAAAACUUACAAAGAAAUUGUUUGAAGGCAGUUCGGGCGCACAGAAAAUAAUCACGAUUAUCUGUUUAACGAAUGAUUUAACACCAUCGCAAAUCGCCACACAAAUUUUCAACCAGGACCAGGAGGACACUUCAUUACCAACUGAAUAUCGAUAUCCCGGCGUGCACAAUGUUCAGAUUAAGAAAUUCAAGUCGAAUUUCAAAGUCAUCUUGCCGAACCAGGAUAACAUAUUGAACGUGCUCGAUGCAGCAAAAGUAUCCGAUUUUGUUGUUUUUGGGAUCUCGGCUACUCAAGAAGUCGAGUCCGAGUAUGGGGAGAAGAUUUUGCGAGCGUUAUUGGCUCAAGGUAUUGGUUCUGUUGUUGGCGUUUUGCCAAACAUUGUUUCUGCAUAUCCAAAACGAAAUUUGCAACUCGACGUUAAACAAUCGUUGCAAUCUUUUUUCAAUCAUUUUUUCCCAGCCGAGGAUAAACUAUAUGCAUUGGAACUGGAAUCCGAUAGCUCCAAUUGUUUGCGGUACUUGUGUCAGAAAUUCCCACAACAAAUCACUUGGCGAGAUUCGCGAGGAUGGAUCGUUGCCGAUAAUGUUUUAGCAAGUGACUCCUACGAAGGUAUUGUAAUUGAGGGAACCACCCGUGGAGCAGGUUUUAAUGCAAAUAGACUAGUGCAUAUUCCAGGAUAUGGUGAUUUUCAAGUGGAAAAGAUUGAAAAGUUGAGCAAAUCAAACAGGAAACAACGCAACGAAAUGGAUACCUCGGGAGAUAUUGAAGAUGUUUUUUUGCCAAAUGAGUCGCAAGAUACUUUAGAUGAACUCAACCCGGAGAAAUUUGUUGAUGAGGAUUUGGAUUUGGAGGAUGGAGAAGGUAUGUGGGAUGCCGACAAUGAUAUGGAUGCAUUGGGUGUGCGAUCGGAGGGCAAAAUCUACUUCAAUGACGAUGCAAUGAAUAGAGAAACAAGUAAGAGAGUGCCAAAGGGAACAUCUGAAUACCAAAAACGUUGGUUUGUGGAUGAUGUUCUUGAUGAAGAUGCAUCCGACUUGGAAGAGGAGCUUGGUGAUAACGGUAUUAAUAGCAAUAAUGAUGAAGUGCAAAUGGCUGAUGUAAAUAGUCAAGCAGCUACUGAUUUCCCUGCAAUGGAUAACGAUGUUGUUGCUGGUGCUGCCACAACCGAGUAUGCAGACUCUGAAAUGCAUGUGGAUUUGUCUCCAGAGGAGGAGCACCGGCAGUUGACCGAGUUCCGUAACGCCGCUAAAGAAGACCUCGAGUUCCCUGAUGAGAUUGAGUUGAGUCCUACAGAAUCGGCCAUCAAGAGACUUCAAAAUUACCGAGGCGUCAAGUCACUUGCUAAUUGUGAGUGGGAUGUUGAUGAACAUGACGUGGAAAAGCCAAGUAUAUGGAACAGACUUUUAAGAAUCUCAAAUUUCAAAGCCACAAAGAAUAGAAUCAACAAGGAAUUUAUCAAAAGUAUCCAAAUCCAGCCAGGUACUCGUGUUAGAUUAUACCUUAAAGCACCAAAACUUAUUUUGGAAAGUAUAAACCCUGAGUCGCGUCCAUUCAGCAUCUUUGAACUCCUUGAACAUGAGCAUAAACUUGCGGUUGUCAACUUUUCGUUUGAGAAUUGGGAGGAGUAUGACCAACCCAUUGCAAACAAAGAUUCCAUGAUUGUACAGUAUGGGCCUCGUCGACAAGUGAUCAACCCCACAUUCAACCAAGCAACAAGUAAUAAGAACAAUGUGCACAAGCAAGAGAAUUUCCAACAUCAAGGUAUGACCACUAUUGCUACUGCCAUCUGUCCCGUGCUUUUCACUAAUUCGCCGGUAAUAUAUUUCAAACCAGGAGAGAAGGAAGGCGAUGUAGAGUUUAUUGGUAAAGGAACAUAUUUGGGUUGUGACCAUACGCGUAUAGUGGCACAGCGUAUUGUGCUUACUGGUCACCCAGUAAAGAUCCAUAAAAGAGUGGUUACAGUGCGUUAUAUGUUUUUUAAUCCUCAAGACAUCAACUACUUCAAGGCUAUUGGUCUUUUUACCAAGAGUGGUAGACUGGGUUUCAUUAAAGAGAGUUUGGGUACACAUGGUUACUUCAAGGCCAAUUUCGAUGGCAAAUUAACAUCACAGGAUGUUGUUGCUAUGAGUAUGUACAAACGUGUUUGGCCCGAGCUUUCAAGCUUAUACGAAGAGUAA
Molecule: messenger RNA, 2394 nt
Organism: Lodderomyces elongisporus
Lineage: Eukaryota; Fungi; Ascomycota; Pichiomycetes; Serinales; Debaryomycetaceae
Gene: TSR1
Product: Tsr1p
Exons: 1
Coding region: 1-2394 (797 amino acids)
Biological process (GO): ribosome biogenesis; endonucleolytic cleavage of tricistronic rRNA transcript (SSU-rRNA, 5.8S rRNA, LSU-rRNA); maturation of SSU-rRNA from tricistronic rRNA transcript (SSU-rRNA, 5.8S rRNA, LSU-rRNA)
Cellular component (GO): nucleus; preribosome, small subunit precursor
Molecular function (GO): GTP binding; U3 snoRNA binding; GTPase activity
Source: RefSeq, a predicted model, not a curated record